This is a messenger RNA of Brassica oleracea var. oleracea, 1602 nucleotides long. RefSeq names its product F-box/kelch-repeat protein At1g55270. NCBI's taxonomy places the organism in Eukaryota, Viridiplantae, Streptophyta, Magnoliopsida, Brassicales, Brassicaceae. Gene Ontology annotation, molecular function: protein binding. The transcript is spliced from 2 exons. The coding region runs from base 196 to 1503 and encodes 435 amino acids. The record is from RefSeq and is a predicted model, not a curated record.
UAUAAAAGGCGGAGAGACCCACCCCCCACCACUCCCAUUUACCGUGUAGAGAGAGCGAAGUGGAAGGUUGCUCACGUUUUGCUCCUUCUUCAGAGAUUUGACUGUUAGGUUUCUCAUCGGAUUCUUCGUUCAUCGGCCUACAAGCUUGUCAAUUCUCGAGGAUCUGUGUCGUAUGAGCCUCGGGUUUUGAAGAAGAUGGAUCUAUCUUCCCAACGACAAUCCCCAAAUGGUUCCAGGGGGUUUCGCCUUCAAGCUCCAUUGGUGGAUUCCGUAUCUUGCUACUGCAGAGUAGAUUCAGGUCUCAAGACCGUUGUAGAAGCUAGAAAGUUUGUUCCUGGCUCAAAGCUUUGUAUCCAACCCGACAUCAACCCCAAUGCUCAUCGCCGCAGCAAGAACUCUAAGCGAGAGAGGACAAGAAUCCAGCCUCCGCUUCUCCCUGGCCUCCCUGACGAUCUAGCCGUCGCUUGCCUCAUCCGUGUCCCUCGUGCAGAGCAUAGAAAACUCAGGCUUGUGUGUAAGAGAUGGUACCGGCUUGCUUCUGGUAACUUUUUCUACUCUCAGAGGAAGCUACUUGGGAUGUCUGAGGAAUGGGUUUAUGUUUUCAAAAGAGACCGUGAUGGGAAGAUCUCUUGGAAUACGUUUGAUCCCGUCUCCCAGCAUCCCCAGCCGCUUCCUCCUGUUCCUAGAGAGUAUUCAGAAGCUGUUGGGUUUGGUUGCGCUGUUCUAAGCGGUUGUCAUCUUUACUUGUUUGGAGGUAAAGAUCCUCUAAGAGGAUCAAUGAGGAGGGUUAUUUUCUAUAAUGCCAGGACGAAUAAGUGGCACAGGGCGCCUGAUAUGCUUAGGAAGCGACACUUCUUUGGUUCAUGUGUCAUAAACAACUGCUUGUAUGUAGCGGGUGGGGAGUGCGAAGGGAUACAGAGGACACUACGGUCGGCUGAGGUUUAUGAUCCGAACAAGAACAGGUGGAGUUUUGUUGCUGAUAUGAGCACAGCGAUGGUGCCUCUUAUCGGUGUGGUUUAUGAUAAGAAGUGGUUUCUCAAGGGUCUUGGGUCUCACCAACAGGUCAUGAGUGAAGCUUAUGACCCUGAGACCAACUCAUGGAGGCCGGUCAGUGACGGGAUGGUUACCGGUUGGCGAAACCCGUGUACUUCUCUAAAUGGUCGUCUCUACGGAUUGGACUGUAGGGACGGGUGUAAGCUCAGGGUGUUUGAUGAAACCACGGAUUCAUGGAACAAGUUCAUGGACAGUAAAGUACACUUGGGAAACUCGAGGGCGCUUGAAGCUGCGGCUCUUGUCCCGCUGAACAAUAAGCUUUGCAUAAUACGGAACAACAUGAGCAUGAGUUUGGUUGAUGUAGCGAAUCCUGAUAAGAACAACCCUCGAGUAUGGGAAAACAUUGCGGUGAAAGGACAGUCCAAGAGCAUACUCAGUAAUAUAUGGUCGAGUAUCGCAGGGAGAGCUGUGAAAAGCCAUAUUGUGCAUUGCCAAGUGCUUCAAGCCUAAUGUUGAGAAUCGCAGCAGCUCUUGUUAGUAUUUUGUUUUCUGUGAUCUGUAAAUCUCUCAAAUCUUUUGUCUAUAAUUUGAAUCAAAUCGAAAUAUGAA